AUGAUGUUCUACAAUGAUAAAAAAUUAAUGAAUGUAAUAUGUGAGAUAAGUGAAAUAAAGUCAAUGAAAGUAGCUGUUAAAUCAUCUCUUCAAUCUGGAAUUGUAGUUGGUACUGCCGCGGCCGUUGGCGGUCUUCUUCUUGGUCCACGUGGCAUUGCAAUUGGAAGUAUACUUGGUGGUCUUGGCACUUCGUUUGCGAUGGAGGGACAAUUCAAACCUGUUCCUGAAAUUUUAAAAAACGAUCUAACUGAAAAACAGAAAAAUGAAUUGAUGAAAGCAGUAAGAAAUUUACUAACCGCCAAGAAUAUUAUGACUCUAUCAAUGUUGAUAACUGAAAAAGGUGUCCUAGAGGCUCUUGUAAAAUUAAUACGUAACUUAUUAAAAACACUAAACUAUGAUUUAUAA
Molecule: messenger RNA, 405 nt
Organism: Cotesia congregata
Lineage: Eukaryota; Metazoa; Arthropoda; Insecta; Hymenoptera; Braconidae
Source: the annotation of a GenBank genome assembly